AUGAUUGUUCUUGCACUACUUUCACUUCCGGUGCUUUGGGCAAUCGCCUGGGGCAAGGAAUCCGCAUGGAACGGUCAGACACCUUCAGGGACAGACACACCAGGUCCAUUUCGGCCCUAUUACGUCCCGCCAGGUGCAAAAAGCUAUGAUUCAUCAUCUCCGCUUGUUCACUUCACUGGUUCCUGGUUUGAUUCCUUCAAUAACAUGUAUGUCGCGACGACCCUGCGUUGGACUGACGAGAAAGGAGCAGCUGCCCAGAUGGCGUUCGUGGGCACUGGUAUCGAGUGGUUUGGUAGUCUCGACAGGAGUCACGGAAUCGCCGCUGUGUUCCUCGAUGGUAAAAAAGUGCAAGAAAUUGAUACCUGGAGCAACGUGUCGCGCAAACAGCAGCGGAUCUUCUGGGAGUUCAACCUGCCAUACGGGAAACACAUCAUCAAAAUCAGAAACCUCGGGCGGGGACAAGUUGACAGCCCUGUUAUUGACAUCGAUGCCUUUGUUGUCACAGAAGGCCAUGCGACCCUUCCUCUGACUCAUGACCUGUCAAACGCAGCAACACAAUCGGGACAGAGCCAGUCCAUCGCUUCACAGGCUCAAUGGACGCUAGAACAAAAGGGCGUAACCGGCGUAUCUGCCAUGCAACUUACCGUGAUCUCUGACACUCAUGUUCUUAUUAUCGACAAAGUUGAACAUAAUCCUGUGUCCAUUGGGGGGCACCCUGCAUGGGCUACCUUGUUCAACCUCCGGACGCACGCCGUUAGGCCCCUCAAGGUCGAAUCUAACUCAUUCUGUGCCGGCGGGACCUUUCUGAGCAACGGAACUCUGAUUAACGUUGGAGGUAACCCUGUAGUCGGCGGGUACACGUCUGCGGCAGACUUCGGAGAUCUGGAUGGCUUGCAGGCAGUUCGCAUCUUCGAGCCUUGUCUAUCUUCCUCCGCCGCUCAUUGCAAAAUCUACGAGAAUCACUCCCGCAUCCGCAUGGCUAGUCCCCGCUGGUAUAACACAGUCAUCCGAAUCUCGGACGGAAGCGCAAUGAUCGUUGGCGGAUCAAAGAAGGGCGGGUGGAUGAACAACGAGACAGUGAACAACCCUACUAUCGAAUACUGGCCUCCAAAGUCCAUCCACAACUCGAUUGGCCUUCCCAUACAUCUACCGUUCCUCGUCCGCACCCUCAACGCCAACCUGUUCCCUAUCGUGUUCUCACUUCCGGACGACAGGAUCUUCAUGGCCGCUAAUCAAGAUGCUAUCAUAUAUGACUGGCGAAACAAUCAAGAGCAGGCCCUUCCGCGGAUCCCUAAUGAAUGUCGGGUCACAUAUCCCAUGGCAGGCGCUGGCCUUCUCCUUCCUUUGUCCCCCGACGAUGGUUAUGCUGCGGAGAUCCUGUUGUGUGGAGGUUCCUCGAUUGACGACAAGAAACCGGGUUACAAGAUAUCUUCUCAAGAUCCAGCAUCUUCCCAAUGCUCUCGCCUGCUGCUCACAGACGAAGGAAUUGCCGCAGGGUGGGUGGUCGAACAGAUGCCCCAGGCGCGUCACAUGCCAGACGCAGUUUUGCUCCCAACUGGCGAGGCUCUGAUCGUCAAUGGCGCAGGAACUGGAAUCUCAGGCUACGGCAACGUUGUCGAUCAGGUUGGGCAGUCGAACGCAGACCAUCCAGUCCUCACGCCAGUUCUAUACGAUCCCACCGCCCCAGCCGGGCAACGCUUUUCUUCUGCAGGAAUGAGAAGUAGCGCGAUUCCAAGGAUGUACCACUCAGUCGCAACACUGACGCCCAACGGUGAUAUCAUGGUAGCUGGGAGCAAUCCAAACUUGGAUCGGAGCGAGGUAAAGUAUGGGACGGAGUACAGAGUUGAGUGGGUCGGACCCCCAUACAUGAAAAGGAACAGGCCAGUCGUGCACAACCCUCCCAAGGCUCUCAUGUAUGGGCAGAAUCUCACCCUGAGUGUCAAGAUCCCGCCUUCCACGACUCAAGCUCGGAAUAUCAAAGUUGCGCUGAUGGAUCUUGGCUUUAUAACCCACGCUGUUCACGCGAAUAGCCGUCUGGUGUAUCUGAGCUCUUCACUCUUCAGUGAUGGACUUUCGCUACAAAUUACUGGUCCGCCAAGACCUGCCGUAUACCCACCAGGACCAGGUUGGAUAUACGUUGUCGUGGAUGGUGUUCCUAGCGUUGGGUUCCAGGUGAUGGUAGGAAAUGGUGAUGGUCCCCCUGUGGACCAAGCUGCUUGGGACAACUUGCUGAAAAUGACUGCGGUGGACCAGUACGAAUCAUUGAAGAGGAAGAAGGGAAAGAAAAAGGGGAAAUAUACCGACGACGCAGAGUAAUCUAUAUGCUAUCCUGGCUUGCAUGGCUGCUGGACAGUUGGCCUCUUAUCUUGUUAUCUAUGUUGCUCACGGACUGAC
Messenger RNA from Suillus paluster, 2394 nucleotides. Its product is annotated as putative copper radical oxidase. The record is from RefSeq and is a predicted model, not a curated record. Lineage: Eukaryota; Fungi; Basidiomycota; Agaricomycetes; Boletales; Suillaceae. The coding region runs from base 1 to 2316 and encodes 771 amino acids. The transcript is spliced from 3 exons.